Messenger RNA from Calliphora vicina (urban bluebottle blowfly), 3450 nucleotides. RefSeq lists its product as uncharacterized. The coding region runs from base 1 to 3450 and encodes 1149 amino acids. The record is from RefSeq and is a predicted model, not a curated record. Lineage: Eukaryota; Metazoa; Arthropoda; Insecta; Diptera; Calliphoridae. The transcript is spliced from 6 exons. Gene Ontology annotation, molecular function: nucleic acid binding. Gene Ontology annotation, biological process: DNA integration.
AUGAGCCAGCCUAGUAGUGGUUCCUCGCCUGCCGGAACAAAAAUUGUUUCUCAAGAAGUGGCUCCCUCGGUCGCCGGAGUUUCUUCUUUGCCUGCCAGUUCCCAUAUCGCCGGAACAUCUUUGACUCCCUCCGCCGCUGUAGUGCCUCCACAAAACGUAAGUACCAUUGACGUCACAACAAAUCAACCAAUUGUAAUUGCUCCUUCUGUCGCCGGAGUGCCUACAAGUUCCACCGCCGCCGGAACAACUUAUGCCAUAGCUACCACAGUUGCCAAUGUUCAACAUAACCAACAACAUUUUGCUGAAAAUAAUUUAAGCUCUUCUGCACAGCUUAAUUUGGAAGGCCUUCAAAGUCAGAUCAACAUUCUUAAGGCCCAGUUGUUAAAUGCUCAGCGAGCGUUGUCGAUUGCCACAAACGCUAAUUCGACGCCGAGUUCUUCAGCCGCCAUGCCACAGCCAUCCAACGGGCUCCAAAAAGCUUUGAAGGGUGAUGCCCGUGAAUGUGUGAAGUCGUUGCUGAUCCAUUCAGAUAACGUGGGUAUGGUUAUGGAACAAUUGUGUUUUCAAUAUGGUCGCCCAGAGAUGCUUAUUCGUUGCCAGCUACAACCAGUGAAAGAAAUUGCGUCCAUUAGUGAAAGUGCUGUGGAUAAACUUCUGCCCUUUGCUGUUAAAGUGUGGAAUCUUGCCGCCUUUUUGGAAACUGCUAAUGGACAACAGCAUUUAGCUAAUCCAACAUUAAUGGAAGAAUUGGUCGGAAAGCUUCCAAUGAGCAAACGAAUGGACAAAUGGCUCAAAGAUGUUGCUGAUUUGGUAAGAAUGGUGCAAACUACAAGUGGAAAUCGUCAAAAUAAUGAACCAAAAAGAAAAGUUGUCCUUCAUACUGCUGAUGGCCAACGUAAACAACAAGAAUGCCCUAUAUUUUGCCGUUAUCGAAAGACGUGUCCCGUAGAUGGUUGCCUAAGAAAACACAACAAAUUAUUACAUGAUGUCAAGAUUAAUGAUGGUGGAAAAAAUGAGCUUUCGUCUGAGUCGCCUUCUCCAAGUGGUUCCACAAAUGAAAAUGAGUCUGUUCUUAGCUGUGUGUCUAAAGCUGCAGAUAAAGGUGUGUUGUUGUUCCGAGUGGUGCCAAUUGUGCUUUAUGGUCCCAGUUACAAAAUUGAAACCUAUGCGUUGUUGGAUGAAGGUUCGUCGGUUACUAUGGUGGACAGCUCCUUGGUGAAGAAACUUGGUCUUCAGGGGCAUCAAAGUCAAUUGAAUUUAAAUUGGUAUGCUGGUAAGGCAUCACAAGAAACGGCAACAGUGGUUGAUAAGCACGUAAGUGGAAUUGGUAAGCAGAGAAAAUAUGCCUUGCGAAACGUUUAUGGAGUUUCAAAUUUAAAAUUGCCGGCCCAAAGCUUCAAUAUGGAUUUAAGUCGCCAUCCUGGUUUGCUCAUUAAAUUAUAUAAUGAUGUUGUUCCCAAAGUUCUGAUUGGAUUAGAUCAUUGUCUUCUGGGACUUCCUGAUGAAAUUGUGUCUCUGGAUGAAAAUGGUCCAUAUGCUGCUAACACCCCAUUACGAUGGGUCGUAUUUGGGAAAAUGAUGUGUAAGCAAUCUAUCGAAAAUUUGUGUCUUUUGUCAGUUCAGCCAGAGCAAAGCCUCUAUGACUUAGUGGCAAAUUAUUUUGAAACGCAGAAUUUUGGUGUGAAAUUAUUGCCGGUCAUAGAAUCAAAGGAUGACUUACGGGCUCGAAAAAUAUUGAACGAAACUACAGUUAAGAUUGAUGGUAGAUUCCAAACUCGGCUCUUGUGGCGUGCAGAUGAUGUUGUGUUGCCUGAUAGCUACUCCAUGGCUCUAAAUAGACUUGUUGGUAUUGAGCGAAAGAUGAAAAGAAGUCCUGAAUUUGGUGCUGCCUACAAAUCCAUUAUAAAGGAUUAUUUGUCCAAGAGAUAUGUAUGUAAAUUGUCGCCUAUUGAAGCUGCUGAUUUGUGCCCCAGGACUUGGUAUCUUCCGCAUUUUGGAGUGAUUAAUCCUAAUAAGCCAGGAAAAAUUCGUUUAGUGUUUGAUGUUGCCGCAACUGUUGAAGGUGUUUCCGUGAAUUCUAAACUGCUAAAAGGCCCGCAGCAAUAUAAGCCUCUGCCAUCGGUUUUAUUUAAUUUUCGAGUUGGUGCUGUAGCAGUGUGUGGGGACAUCAAAGAAAUGUUUCACCAGGUUAUUGUAGCUCCUGAAGAUAGAUGCUCUCAAAGAUUCCUUUGGCGCGAAGACACUAGAGAACCACCUAUUUCUUAUGAAAUGCUCGUCAUGACUUUCGGUGCUGCUUGCUCGCCUUACGUAGCCCAUUAUAUGAAAGAAACAAAUGCCCUAAGCUAUCGUGAUAAAUAUCCUCGUGCAGUGAAGUCGAUUGUUGAUCAUCAUUAUGUAGAUGAUUUUGUGGAUAGUUUUCCGACGCCAGCAAGGGCCAUUGAGAUUGCCAAACAAGUGCGCGACAUUCAUAAAGCAGCUGGGUUUGAACUACGUAAUUUUUCGUCGAACUCUUCAAAAGUAAUUGUGGCUCUUAAAGGUACAGUGAAAAGUCCGGUGAAUUUUUCCAGCGAUGUCAACCAGCUACAAUCAGAGAAGAUACUUGGUAUGUAUUGGCAACCUAAAGAUGAUACUUUCAGGUUCAAUUUGAAGUUCCACAAUGUGAAUGCUGAUGUUAUAGAAGGUAUGAAGUGUCCAACAAAACGCGAGCUGUUAAGUGUGGUUAUAUUUCGUCGUACAUUGCCGGUGCCACCACUUAUGGGUUCUUUGCCAAAAGACAGAUUGACGCCAUAUAUUCGUCCAUUUUCCUACACUGUAUUGGACUAUUUUGGUCCACUUAUUGUAACCGUUGGUCGUCGCCAUGAAAAACGGUGGGUGGCCUUAUUUACUUGCCUGACCAUAAGGGCCAUUCAUUUGGAAGUCGCUUUCGAUUUGUCAACCGAUGCGUGUAUUCUUGCCAUACGCAAUUUUAUAAAUCGACGAGGCCUGCCUACAAGACUGAGGAGCGAUAAUGGUACAAAUUUUGUUGGUGCUGAUAAAGUUGCCAAGAGGUUCAAUGAAGUAUUUGAUGUGGCUCAAAUUCAAGAUGAACUUACAUCUAAAGGUAUAGACUGGCAGUUUAAUUGUCCACAUAAUCCUGCAGAAGGUGGUAUAUGGGAACGGAUGUGGCUCAUUUCCCGUCAGCUACGCGAUCACUUCUGGAACUGGUGGAUAAAAGAAUAUUUGCCCACGUUGACUAGACGCUCCAAAUGGUGUCAACGUACGAAGCCUAUUGCUAUUGGUGAUUUGGUUCUAAUUUGUGAUCCAGCCGUGUUCCGUAGAGAUUGGAAGCGAGGCAGAGUGGAAGAGGUGUUUAAAGGUAGAGAUGGUGUUAUUCGUCGUGCUGAUGUACGUACCUGUACAGGAAUACUAAAGCGCCCUGUUUCCAAACUUGCUGUCCUUGAUUUGGAGUAG